Molecule: messenger RNA, 1114 nt
Organism: Magallana angulata
Lineage: Eukaryota; Metazoa; Mollusca; Bivalvia; Ostreida; Ostreidae
Product: E3 ubiquitin-protein ligase cblA-like
Exons: 1
Coding region: 48-1037 (329 amino acids)
Source: RefSeq, a predicted model, not a curated record
GGUCGGUUGGUAAAGUGAAAGUAGAACUGCAUUUUAAUUGAAGCAGGAUGCUAUUCCUACUGUUUUUCGUAGGAACUGUGUCCUUGGCAUUCUUUAUGACAUCAACUCUUGGAUAUACAAUAUUUACUGGGUAUGAACAUUUCUUUGUCGACUUCGUCUUUUCGUUGUUGAGGAUAUGUGGACAUAUUUUAUACAUAACUAUUGGCUUUCUCUUUGAAUUGUUAAAUCAACUUGUUUCUGUGGUAAUCUCAAUUUUUCCGUACGUUUGGAAAAUUGUGACUAUAGUUAUAUCAUUUUUAAUCUGGGUUGGACGGCAAGUUUUGAAAGGAAUAUUUGGCACAGGCAAUGUUUUCCUUACUGCAAUUAGCUGGGUGUUUUGUUUGUGCAUUUUCUGUUUGUGGACUGAAAGGCUUUUUGCAAGUGUAACUUCAAAUGAAGUUGAUGACAACAACAGAAAUAUGAUCAGAGAAGUUAAUAGAAGAAUGGAAUAUGAAAAUCAGGAGAAUGAAAACGAAGAGAAUAGCAUUGAGGAGGCGGAAAUUAACAUGGCGACGGAGGACAAUGAUAGAAAUACAGUUCGUGAAUUAGAGCACAGACAAACUGGCCAAGGUUUACUUAACAGAGAACCGACUGGUACUGCAGUGUUCCAUGGAGAACGCCUAAUAGUGCGACUUCCAGAAACAACCAGGAAAGCUGUCAAAUGUAUUCAAAUCAAAGGGAAUGAAGGACGUGAUAGUUCCGACACAGAAUCUUAUGGAAGUAGAUGUAGUUCAGAUGAAGAGUUGGAUGAAGUACAUGGUAGUCAGAAUCAAUCUAGAAAUAGUUCAACUAUUUUUAGAAGGAGACGGAGGAGGAGAAGUGACAGCAUUGAGGACUCCAUGUGUGUGGUCUGCUUUGACUCGCCAAGAAAUACAGCAGUUUUUCCAUGUGGACAUUUACAGUUUUGUACUCAAUGUGUGGCGAGUGUGAUGAGAGAAAGAAAAUGUUGUCCUGUCUGUCAGUUGGCCAUUGAAGAAUACAGAAAAGUGUAUCUAUAGAAGUGUGCUAUUUAAUUUUCUGGGAAUGAUGAUUAUUAACAUCGAAAGAAACACACACGUCAUUGAAGAGAACUUCU